GCACAUCAAAGAAAAGGAUCAGGAUCUCAUGAUGCUUCCCCUUUUAUAUAUAUACACUCUCGUUCAACAGCAAUCUUUCUUUGUCGAGAAAGGAAGAUCCAAAACGUUCCAAUUCUCGCUUCUCACAUAGAUUGAGAGAAGGAGGGAGAGAGAGAAAGAGAUGAUUCCUCUUCCAUCGGGCGCGAGUUCUUGCUUCCCGAGCGCGUCGCAAGGGCUUCAGAUGUACGGCAUGACCGGUCAUGAAGACAUUAGCGGCGUGACGAACUCCUCCAUGGACAACAACAACACGGCUUCAUCAACCUCGCCUGCGGAUACGCACUCCAACUCUCUUCUUUACAACCUCUCGCUCCUCAAAGAGAAGGUCCACCAAGUCCAGUCCCUCAUCUCCGUCCUCGUGUCUCCCCCCCAAAUUGCCGGCCAAUCGACGGCAACGACCUCGAUGGCCAUCUCGAGCAUGGUCACUUUGAUCCAAGAGCUCAUCGUUGCCGCCUCUUCCAUGAUGUUCACCUGCCAACAGAUGAGCAACGCCUCCACUUCUUCGGCAGACAACACAACCUCCCAUCGAGAACUGAUUCAGCAGCAGCAGCAGCAACCGCAACACCGAGUCAAACCUGUCAGCCACGGGGAGCUAUUGUCUCAUCACAACUCUCAGCCAACCGGUAUUUAUGCUUCUGAUCAAACCUUUGACUGGUUCGCUGAUAAUAGCUACGUUAGCUCGCCUGCUAUGGGAAAUAACAAUAGUGGCAAUAGCAAUAGUAACAAUAGUUCUAGGGCUGGUCAAAAUGGGAGGGAUCAAGCAGUGCCCCGGCCAUGCGUUGGUCAACGCGGUCAUAACGAAGGCUCGUCGCAAGGGCCAUCUCUGAAGAGCGGUAGUAGCAAUUGCGACAUCAUCGAGCUCGAUGCCUCGGAGAUUUUGGCCAAGUACACUCACUACUGCCAAAUCUGCGGGAAAGGGUUCAAGCGGGAUGCGAACCUGAGGAUGCACAUGAGGGCUCACGGCGACGAGUACAAGACCAGCUCCGCUCUUAGCAACCCCUUAAAGAACAGCAGCGGGAACAACAGUUCGAGUGGUGCGGAUGACAAGGAGUGUCUGAUGAAAGCGCCGAGGAAGUACUCGUGCCCACACGAGGGCUGCCGGUGGAACCAGAAGCACGCCAAGUUCCAGCCGCUCAAGUCAAUGAUCUGCGUCAAGAAUCACUACAAGCGGAGCCACUGCCCGAAGAUGUACGUGUGCAAGAGGUGCAAUAGGAAGCAGUUCUCCGUGCUGUCUGAUCUGAGGACUCAUGAGAAGCACUGCGGGGAUCUGAAGUGGCAAUGCUCGUGCGGCACUACCUUCUCUAGGAAAGACAAGUUGAUGGGUCACGUGGCCUUGUUCGUGGGGCACACGCCCUUGAUCAACUUGACGAAGCUGGGGAAAGUCGAGGGCCAAUCCGCCACAACGACGUCGAUGCAGAUAGAUGAUAGGUAGCCACAGGUGGUUCUAUACAUGUGUUCUUGAUGAUCAUCAGUUUAUUUUUUUCCUUCUCUUUCUUUUGCCCUUUUCCCUUUUCGUAGCUUCUUCUGUAGCUUGUGUACAUACUGCUGUCAGGUGUUUCAGCUAUACACAGUUCCAAAAGAUAGAUGGUUUUGCCAUAUCUGACUUUCAUAUAUUGUGCUAUUAGGGGGUGAAGUAAUCAGUAUCUAGCGUGAAGAGUUUCGCUAGCACGGGCAGAUCCGACCUGCUUUGCUGUCUUACGAUACCUUCACUGAAUACGUAUUUACCCUUGUGAACUGGAGAAUCGUUUUCUUUUUUCCUGUUCUUGUUGACUAGGGAUAUUGAUAUGAUACUCACCAAGGUUGCUC
Molecule: messenger RNA, 1842 nt
Organism: Syzygium oleosum
Lineage: Eukaryota; Viridiplantae; Streptophyta; Magnoliopsida; Myrtales; Myrtaceae
Product: protein SENSITIVE TO PROTON RHIZOTOXICITY 2
Exons: 1
Coding region: 161-1468 (435 amino acids)
Biological process (GO): response to aluminum ion; response to acidic pH
Source: RefSeq, a predicted model, not a curated record